GUUGCGGGGGCUCGGCGCUCCGCACCGCCCGGCCCCGCUCGGCCCCGGCGCCAUGAGCAGCGGUGGCGGCGGAGGGGGCUCGGCGCCCAGUCGCUUCGCCGACUACUUUGUCAUCUGCGGGCUGGACACCGAGACCGGGCUGGAGCCGGACGAGCUGUCGGCAUUAUGCCAGUACAUACAGGCUUCUAAAGCCAGGGAUGGUGCCAGCCCUUUCAUUUCAAGUACGACUGAAGGAGAAAAUUUUGAGCAGACACCACUGAGACGAACAUUCAAGUCUAAGGUCCUUGCACGAUAUCCUGAGAAUGUAGACUGGAAUCCCUUUGACCAAGAUGCAGUGGGAAUGCUGUGCAUGCCCAAGGGGCUGGCAUUCAAGACCCAGGCUGAUCCCAGGGAGCCUCAGUUCCAUGCCUUUAUUAUCACAAGGGAGGAUGGCUCUCGGACAUUUGGGUUUGCCCUCACAUUUUAUGAGGAGGUGACUAGCAAGCAGAUCUGCAGUGCAAUGCAGACCCUCUAUCACAUGCAUAAUGCUGAGUAUGAUGUCCUCCAUGCUCCCCCUGCUGAUGGCCGAGACCACAGUGGCAUGGAGGUUGGUGAAGGCACUCCUGGGACCAAGCUGCAACGCUUCAACUCCUAUGACAUUAGCCGGGAUACACUCUAUGUCUCUAAGUGCAUCUGCCUCAUCACACCCAUGUCCUUCAUGAAAGCAUGUCGGAGUGUGCUGGAACAACUUCACCAGGCAGUCACUUCACCUCAGCCUCCUCCACUGCCCCUUGAGAGCUACAUAUACAACGUACUGUAUGAGGUGCCACUCCCACCUCCCGGCCGGUCCUUGAAAUUUUCUGGGGUCUAUGGGCCAAUAAUCUGCCAGAGACCAAGCACCAAUGAGCUUCCCCUAUUCGACUUUCCUGUCAAAGAGGUCUUUGAACUGCUUGGGGUGGAGAAUGUGUUUCAACUUUUUACUUGUGCCCUUCUGGAGUUUCAAAUCCUGCUCUACUCACAGUGGACAAAUCAUAAGAGUGUGCUGAUUCCUCUCUCUUCACCACUCAGAGAUUACCAGAGACUGAUGACUGUGGCGGAGACAAUUACAGCUCUCAUGUUUCCUUUCCAGUGGCAGCAUGUCUAUGUUCCUAUUCUCCCGGCUUCUCUCCUACAUUUCUUAGAUGCUCCUGUGCCGUACCUGAUGGGCUUGCAUUCCAAUGGCCUGGAUGACCGGUCAAAGCUGGAGCUGCCUCAAGAGGCUAACCUCUGCUUUGUGGACAUUGACAACCACUUCAUUGAGCUGCCAGAGGACUUGCCUCAGUUUCCCAACAAAUUGGAGUUUGUCCAGGAAGUCUCUGAGAUUCUCAUGGCAUUUGGCAUUCCCCCUGAAGGGAACCUUCAUUGCAGCGAGAGUGCCUCUAAGCUGAAGAGGCUCCGGGCCUCUGAGCUUGUUUCCGACAAGAGGAAUGGGAACAUCGCAGGCUCCCCUUUGCAUUCCUAUGAGCUCCUCAAGGAGAAUGAAACAAUUGCCCGCCUGCAAGCCUUGGUCAAGAGGACUGGGGUGAGCCUGGAGAAGCUGGAAGUACGUGACGACCCCAGCAGCAAUAAGGAUCUCAAAGUUCAGUGUGAUGAAGAAGAACUCAGGAUUUACCAGCUAAACAUUCAGAUCCGGGAGGUUUUUGCAAAUCGUUUUACUCAGAUGUUUGCAGAUUAUGAGGUGUUUGUCAUUCAGCCCAGCCAGGAUAAGGAGUCUUGGUUUACCAACAGGGAGCAGAUGCAAAACUUUGAUAAAGCGUCUUUUCUGUCAGAUCAGCCUGAGCCCUACUUGCCUUUCCUCUCAAGAUUCCUGGAGACCCAGAUGUUUGCUUCUUUCAUUGACAACAAAAUCAUGUGUCAUGACGAUGACGAUAAAGAUCCUGUGCUCCGGGUGUUUGAUUCUCGAGUAGACAAGAUCAGGCUGUUGAAUGUUCGGACACCUACUCUGCGCACAUCCAUGUACCAGAAGUGUACCACUGUGGAUGAAGCAAAGAAAGCAAUUGAGCUGCGACUGGCAAAAAUUGACCAUACUGCAGUUCACCCCCAUUUACUUGACAUGAAGAUUGGACAAGGGAAGUAUGAACCGGGCUUCUUCCCUAAGCUGCAGUCUGAUGUGCUUUCCACUGGGCCAGCCAGCAACAAGUGGACAAAAAGGAAUGCCCCUGCCCAGUGGAGGCGGAAAGACCGGCAGAAGCAGCAUACAGAACACCUGCGUUUAGACAAUGACCAGAGAGAGAAGUACAUUCAGGAAGCCAGGAACAUGGGCAGCACCAUCCGCCAGCCCAAACUAUCCAACCUCUCCCCGUCAGUGAUUGCCCAAACCAACUGGAAGUUUGUAGAGGGUCUGCUGAAGGAAUGCCGGAACAAGACCAAGAGGAUGCUGGUGGAGAAGAUGGGCCGAGAGGCUGUGGAGUUAGGGCACGGAGAGGUGAACAUCACAGGGGUGGAAGAGAACACCUUGAUUGCCAGCCUUUGUGACCUCCUGGAAAGGAUCUGGAGUCAUGGGCUACAGGUGAAACAGGGGAAAUCAGCCUUGUGGUCCCACCUGUUACAUUAUCAGGAAAACCGACAGAGAAAACUCACAUCAGGAAGCUUCAGUACCUCAGGAAUAUUUCUUGAUUCAGAACGGAGGAAGUCCGAUGCCAGCUCAGUCAUGUCUCCCCUGAGAAUCUCCCUCAUUCAGGAUAUGAGGCACAUCCAGAACAUCGGAGAAAUCAAGACUGAUGUGGGAAAAGCCAGAGCAUGGGUACGACUGUCCAUGGAGAAAAAGUUACUCUCCAGACACCUGAAGCAGCUUCUCUCAGAGCAUGAGCUCACCAAAAAGCUAUACAAGCGCUACGCCUUCCUGCGCUGUGAUGACGAGAAGGAGCAGUUCCUCUAUCACCUCCUCUCUUUCAAUGCCGUCGAUUACUUUUGCUUCACCAAUGUCUUCACAACUAUCUUGAUUCCUUACCACAUCCUGAUCGUACCAAGCAAGAAGCUGGGUGGCUCCAUGUUCACCGCCAACCCAUGGAUCUGCAUAUCAGGAGAACUGGGUGAAACACAGAUCCUGCAGAUUCCCAGGAACGUGUUAGAGAUGACCUUUGAGUGCCAGAACUUGGGGAAGCUCACCACUGUGCAGAUAGGCCAUGAUAACUCUGGGCUGUAUGCCAAGUGGCUGGUGGAGUAUGUGCUGGUCAGGAAUGAGAUCACUGGACAUACCUAUAAGUUCCCAUGUGGCCGGUGGUUGGGGAAGGGCAUGGAUGAUGGAAGCCUGGAGCGGGUCCUGGUUGGGGAGCUGCUCACAUCCCAGCCCGAGGUGGAUGAGAGACCGUGCCGGACCCCGCCCCUGCAGCAGUCUCCCAGCGUCAUCCGGAGGCUCGUUACCAUCUCACCCAACAACAAGCCCAAGCUGAACACUGGGCAGAUCCAGGAGUCCAUCGGCGAGGCAGUCAAUGGCAUCGUGAAGCAUUUCCAUAAGCCUGAGAAAGAGCGAGGUAGUCUGACGCUACUGCUUUGUGGAGAAUGUGGCCUUGUCUCAGCCCUGGAACAGGCUUUCCAGCAUGGAUUUAAAUCACCGCGGCUCUUCAAAAAUGUUUUCAUUUGGGAUUUCUUGGAAAAAGCACAAACCUAUUAUGAGACUUUGGAGCAGAAUGAACUUGUCCCUGAGGAAAACUGGCAUAUGAGGGCCCGGAACUUCUGCCGAUUUAUCACUGCGAUCAACAACACUUCCCGGAACAUCGGCAAGGAUGGCAAGUUUCAGAUGCUGGUGUGCUUGGGAGCCAGAGAUCACCUCCUACACCACUGGAUUGCCCUGCUGGCUGACUGCCCCAUCACCGCACACAUGUAUGAGGAUGUGGCGCUGAUCAAAGACCACACACUUGUCAAUUCCUUGAUCCGCGUGCUGCAGACACUGCAGGAAUUCAACAUCACGCUGGAGACCUCCCUUGUCAAGGGCAUCGACAUCUGACCUCCCAGCACCAGCUAGCAGCAGGACCCAGAAACUCGCCCUGCAGCUCUGACCCUUCUUCCCAAAGGGACUCAAGCGAGUUGUGCAGGAGAUGGAGAGAUGUACACUCACUGUAAAAAGAAAAGUAGAGGAUUUUUGGAAUAAAUAAUCUAUUUUAGAGUUUAUUUGCCGAUUUGCUUUUUACACACUUUCAUGUGAAAGAGUGAUAGGGAGAGGGAGACGAGGUUGGUGCCGCUUAUUUUGAAGCUGGUGCCCUCCCUCGCCGUGGCCGUGGCCACGCGCUGCAGCCUGCGGCCUCCCUGGACUGAGCCUGCGGAGUACGGGGCAGUUCUGCUUCCUCGCUCCGCAGCGUUAAUGAGGCCAUUCCACAUUGUUUUUAAACUAAUGUUUUCUAUAUUAACAUUAUUAUGGAUAUUUGGCUUUCACGGGCCACACACAGGUGUGCUGAGCAGGAAGCCCCAGGCUCCAAUCAAAGGGAUUUUUAGUAGUGCCUCUACAAGCACUGAUGAGUCAGCCCCACGUCUUUUCUUUUUUUGUCAGUAUUAUUUGGGAAGGAGACAUGCUGGGAUGUUUCAUCGUGCAGAAAAUCAUGUUUCCUCUUGGCACGCAGUUGCACAGAAGUAAACAUAAGCAUGUUUUAACAGGUUUUCCUUUUCUUUCUUUUUUUUUUUUUUUUAGUAUUAUUUAUUUAAUCCUCCAUUGUGUGUUUUAAGUCUGUCUUUUUCUUUUUUCUUUCUUUUUUUUUUUAAGGAGAGAAAAAGCUUGUCACAGUCUAACUGGCUAUGUUAUUAUUGUUAAAUUUAUGUUGUUUUGCACUUAGAAACCAGCUGCAGUAUGGCCCAUUUAAUAAACACCUAAAACAAAA
Camelus dromedarius (Arabian camel) is the source of this 4829-nucleotide messenger RNA. RefSeq names its product DENN domain containing 5A (gene DENND5A). The transcript has 24 exons. Gene Ontology annotation, cellular component: trans-Golgi network. Lineage: Eukaryota; Metazoa; Chordata; Mammalia; Artiodactyla; Camelidae. The coding region runs from base 53 to 3964 and encodes 1303 amino acids. Gene Ontology annotation, biological process: retrograde transport, endosome to Golgi. Gene Ontology annotation, molecular function: small GTPase binding; guanyl-nucleotide exchange factor activity. The record is from RefSeq and is a predicted model, not a curated record.